Nylanderia fulva is the source of this 4148-nucleotide messenger RNA. RefSeq names its product tyrosine-protein kinase hopscotch (gene hop). The record is from RefSeq and is a predicted model, not a curated record. Gene Ontology annotation, molecular function: cytokine receptor binding; non-membrane spanning protein tyrosine kinase activity; ATP binding. Gene Ontology annotation, biological process: protein phosphorylation; intracellular signal transduction; cell surface receptor signaling pathway via JAK-STAT. Gene Ontology annotation, cellular component: cytoskeleton; membrane; cytosol. NCBI's taxonomy places the organism in Eukaryota, Metazoa, Arthropoda, Insecta, Hymenoptera, Formicidae.
UCAUCAGCUCGAGCGAGUCGACACUCGGAUAGGGAAUUUCUCAGGUUUUAACAAUUGUUUUGUACAAAUAAAAUGAAUUCGAUUAAUUAAUGCAUUAAUGCAUCGAAUGCUGAGAUUAUGACGGAAGAUAGAAAUUCAUAAAAGAAAUGUUAAUGUAAAUAAAUUACUUCAUUCGAUUAACCUGUGCUGGACAUACAAAUAAAAAUAUUAUUUCUAAACUCCAUAAAUUAUGCAUAAUAUUUACAAUCGAAAUCCUCCGAUCUUAAGAGUUGCAGCACAAAAUUCCGAUCAUACUGGUCAUUCUGGUCGAUACAAAUGAUUGUGUCCAAUUAUAUUGCGGCCAAGUGAACAUUUUCUGUGGGUGAAACGUGAUAUCUUGUGUGGAAGCCCUGAUGAUUUCAUUCAUUCGCUUUGAUUCGCUUGCAAUUUACGUCGUGCAUAUUAAUUAACAUGAAGGACGAGCGAUCAGCAGUGAUUUAUGUGGCCACUGAUGACAAACAAAUAAAUAUUACGUUUUUCGUCGGUGCGACCAUUGAAGAUUUAUGUAUCCAGAUAUGCAAGCGCUUUAAAAUAGGUCCAGUGGCAAGACAUCUAUUUGCAUUGCGCAGUUAUUCUUCUAAACUAUGGUUUCCAUAUGGGCAUAAACUCGAAGACAGAGAUAAGAACAGAUUCGAUUUUCGCUUACGAUUUAAACCAUGCAGCAUGCAGAAACUGAAACAGAUAGACGAACAUGCUUACAAUUAUUAUUUUCAGCAAGUUCGUAUAGAUAUAAUGAAUAAUAAAGUACCUGAUAUAGUGUACGAGAAGCAUAAAGAUAAAUUGAUUGGCUUAGGAGUUAGUGAUAUGUACAGAGUAAUGCUUGAGAAACAACUACCACGGGAAAUUAUAGAAUCAGAAUAUAAAAAAUAUAUUCCCAAAGAAUGCAUUAAAAGGCAUGCCUUUUUUGUUAAGAAACCUAUAUAUAAUGCACUGGCAGAAAUAUCUGGGGAGCACCUCGAUGCUUCGUAUGUUAAGGAGCAAUAUUUGCAGCAAUUUGAAAGCAUGGCGCCAAACUAUUUGUAUGAAGAAUAUAAAGCAUUAAUGGAUAAAGGUGUUCCUAAUCCACCAGCUAAAGUUUUACUUAGGAUUAACAGAGAGGAAAUAAAAUACUGUGAGACUGACACUGAUGAUUGGAAAACACUUUGUACUAUAGGAGAUCUUUGUUUUAUUUCUAUAAGAGAGGAUAAUACUGUGGAAAUUUCAAGAAAGAAUGGCAUACCAUCAUACUUAAAAUUCAUGGGGCAUACAAAUGGAAUGUUGAUGUCAUUUGUAUCCGCGUUGGACGGAUAUUACCGAUUGUCCAUUAAGUGGACUUUCAAUCUUUGUAGAGAUGUUACCACGCCUACUCUGGAUAGAUUACACGAUUUAAAGUGCCAUGGACCAGUCGGAAAACAAUUCUCAUAUGCGAAACUCAAAGAAAAACGUACUAACAAACCGGGAACUUAUAUACUGCGGGAGAGCGAAACCGAGUUUGAUGUUUACUACAUUGAUGUUUGCAACAGAGAUGAGAAAGUAAUAUCGCAAAGAGUGGAACAGAUUCCUUCGGGAGAAUUUUCGAUAUUUUCACAGAAAUAUCCUUCUUUGAUGGAUUUAAUUUCUUCAUUCCAAGAUCGCGACAAUCCAAUGUAUCUCGAAGAAUGUUUGCGACCUUCAGAAUAUGACAUAUCACCAUUAUUAAUUUGCGCAUCGGAAAACAUUGCGAGCGAGCAAGCUGCGGAUGAGGAGAUUAUCGCUCUAUUGGAAGGUGGACCGCGAUGCGUAUCGCAGAAUCAAUUGUGCAAAAGCGGUAAAGAUUUGAGUCGUAUGUCGGUGAUGAGUGUACAACGAGCGACAUGGCGAAUCGCUGAGGGCAAGAAACUUGAAAUCAUGAUGAAGACACUCAAACCUGAUUAUACCAGUUAUACCAAAGAUUUUCUAGAACUAGCUGAUAAGUGGGGCAAAUUACGAUCGGGAGCUUUGAUCAGACUAUAUGGCAUAACUGUGGCUCCGUCAAUCGGGAUGUUACUCGAAUUGGUGAAGUUAGGUCCACUAGACUUGUAUUUGCGCACCAAUUCUUCAACUAUAAAAAUUGUCGAUAUGGUCGAAGCCACCGCCUGUUUGACAACAGCUCUAUGGCAUUUGGAGGAGAAUCACGUAGUUCAUGGAAAGAUAAGAUGCUCAGGAGUAUUCGUACAUGCGCAUACAAAUAGUAAUUUUAGUGUUAAAUUAGGAGAUCCUGGUCUUUUCACUUACACCGAUAACGACAUACCUUGGAUACCACCAGAAUGUUACGCAGAUUUAAGAAGUGCAAAAUAUAGCUUUCAAGCAGAUAUAUGGGCAUUGGCCACAACCAUUUGGGAGAUAUUCUCCAGAGGGAUUUCCAUACCUAUAUAUCAUACUGAUAUUGUCAAGAAGUUUUAUGGAGGUUUUAAUCAUUUACCGCAACCUAUGGACUGCCCAUAUGAAGUCUAUCAUCUGAUGUGUCAAUGUUGGAAUGAAAAAAGUACCAGAAAACAACCUCAGGCCAUUAUGCGAGAUAUCAAUCAGAUUAUGUAUCAAGUAUAUAAUUCCCGUCGGAAUCAUGCUUACGCUACAGCAUUCCCUAAAUUCUUUAACACUGAUGAAAACGACAGCAACGACGAUUUAGAGGAGAGAACAUCGAAUAGCGAAUCACAAGUGCUAGAUUCCUGCAGUUUGAACACCGAUCACACUAACUUAACUUGGGAUGAUAACGACACCGUCAUAAGCUCUCAGGAGAAUUCCGUUGUUACCAAUGACGAAUGUUUUCGUUAUCUAAAUGCCGUGAUCAGAGCCAUGAACGACGCGCACAUGUCGAGCAUUAAUGGCACUUCUCAUCGCGGAGGUAACAACGAAAUUUAUUUAGGUCAGAUGAAGGAUAUUUUCGAGAAUGAAACGAAUUCGACAUGGACAAUAUACAUGCAGGAACGCAUAGGCCAAGGUUUCUAUGGCGAUGUGUACAGAGGAACCCGCAUUAAAGGCAACGAAAUAGAGCAGAUAGCCAUUAAAAAGCUGAAGAUUGGAACGCAAUCGGUACAGAAUGAUUUCGAAAGAGAAAUUCAGAUCAUGAAGACUCUCAAGCAUCGAAAUAUUGUGAAAAUUUUGGGCAAUAUAUCAGAGCCAAAGUGCCUGAUCAUGGAAUUUGUCGAGCACGGUUCAUUGGCAACCUACUUGCAAAGUAAUCGUAAGACUCUAAGAUCUCCUAAGAAACUGCUACACUUCGCACUGGAUAUCGCCACUGGUAUGGAUUAUCUUGGUUCCAAGAAUGUCGUUCACAGGGAUGUAGCAACGAGAAACGUCCUGGUAGUAAGCGAGACUCAUGUAAAAAUCAGUGAUUUCGGUCUCGCGCAAAUGACAAAAGGCAAGGGCGAUUAUUACAUGCUUCAAACUGUCCGCGAUCUUCCAAUGAAGUGGUAUGCACCGGAGAGUUUAAAAGAGUUUAAAUUCUCAUCGCGCUCGGAUGUAUGGUCGUUCGGCGUGACGAUGUACGAGAUCUUCAGCCUCGGCGAGGAUCCGAAACUGCCGGAGAUUGAACUGAAUUAUAAGAACAUCACGGAGAAAUAUAAUAUCCAGGAAAGAAAUAUGGUAACAUUGGUGGCAGCGUUUGAAAAGGGCAUUCGCCUUCCUUGUCCGGAAUUGUGCCCGCCAGAAGUUUACCAGCGGCUGAUGCAUUCGUGUUGGAAUAUGAAGAGUCAUGAAAGACCGACGUUUGCAACUCUGUGCAAAGAUAUUAAUGAGUUGUUACAAAAAUAUAUUAAUUAAAACGUUUUCAUUCACGCGGCUUCACGUGAAUCGCGCUCGCUAUUGUUUUAAAGAUACGUAGAUACGUCUCCUAAUAUCUAUCCACAAUUCUUAUUUCAAUGAGAUAUUCUUUGAUGAGUCUAAAAUUGAUUUAUCUGUUAUAUUUUUAUUACUUUAUAAUUUAUAGAUGUAUAAAUAAUUCUCCCACUUCUCAUUCGAAGGUUUUUUAAAGGAAAAUACUUUAAAGGAAUCAAAGAAUCUUUGCUAUGAAAAAAUUAAGAAUAUUUUCGAUGCAUUUCUAUAUAGGAAUGCAUCUAGUCGACGGUUUUAUCAUUAUAUUUCUUAUGUAUUUUCUGUGAAAUAUAUAUACA